AUGCAUUCCGAGACAAAAUUCAACUUUUGGCAUAGAGGCGCUAACAAGACAAAAGAACAUCCCAACGGAGGAUACGCACAGCAAGGGCCUCCAGGUGGUCCGCCCCAGGGCUAUCAGCAACCCCCGCCACUACCUCAUGGCGCUUCUCAAUAUCCCCCUCAGCAAGGCCAAUACCCUCCACAGCCAUAUGGCGCUCCUCCACAGGGCCAACAUCCCCAUCAGCAAGGCUACUACGGUUCCCCUCCACCACAGGGCCCACCACCGGGCGGCUUUCACGCCCCUCCUUACGUCGCACCCCAGCAACCUCCCUAUGGCUAUGCCCCUCAGAACCAGCGACCCCCCGGCGCGCCUGGAUACCCGCCCCAGGGUCCGGCACCGGGUGCAUAUGGAGCUCCUCCCCAAGGUGUCCCCUCAAUGCCUUCCCUGGGCUACAUUCCAGGUACAGUAGCACCCGGCGACUUCCGGCCCCAAGCAGACGCGCUGCGCAAAGCGAUGAAGGGCUUCGGCACCGACGAAAAGGCACUGAUCGCAAUCCUCGCACCCCUCGACCCGCUCCAGGUCGCUGCAGUCCGCAGCACAUUUUCAAAUCAUCUCGGCCGGGACUUGAUGAAGGAUGUCAAAUCCGAGACUAGCGGGUACUUCGAAGCCGGAUUAGUAGCCGUGAUCGAGGGGCCGCUCAUGCAUGAUGUCGAGAGCGUACACUCCGCAAUCGACGGUCUCGGCACGAAGGAAUGGCUCCUCAACGACGUCCUGCUGGGUCGGUCCAAUGCCGACAUGAACGCCAUCAAAACCGCAUACGAGAUGCGGUAUAGGCGCUCGCUUGCCAGAGACGUCGCGGACGAUCUCUCCUUUGGAACUUCCGACCUCUUCGCUGCUGCUAUUCGCGCGACCCGCAAUGAGGAAUCAAUGCCUGUUAACCCGCAAACCAUCGAGGCGGAUAUCCGCUCCUUGUCAACCAAGAACGUAAAAGAUGUAUGCGCCAUUUUUGCCCGGUCUUCUGAUGCCGAGAUCCGCGCUAUCAGUCAGACUUUCGAAUCGCGCUACAACGAGUCUCUUGAGAAGCACAUCGAAAGGAAAUUCUCUGGUCAUAUGGAGGAUGCGCUGCUUCAUAUGCUCCGUACGGCUACGGAUCCUGCUAUGCGAGACGCCAUUCUGCUAGAAGAAUGUAUGAGUGGCAUGGGCACCAAGGAUCAACGUCUUGUUGUUCGCGUUGUUCGAGCACACUGGGAUCGAAACCAUAAGGAGAAGGUGAAGCGUGCUUACCAUCACAAGUUCCGGAAAAAUUUGGUGGACCGUGUGCGUGGGGAGACUUCUGGUGAUUAUGGGCGGUUGAUGGCUGCUCUUCUUGAGUCUUGA
This is a messenger RNA of Penicillium soppii, 1356 nucleotides long. Its product is annotated as annexin. Gene Ontology annotation, molecular function: calcium ion binding; calcium-dependent phospholipid binding. Bases 1 to 1356 code for a protein of 451 amino acids. The record is from RefSeq and is a predicted model, not a curated record. The transcript has a single exon. NCBI's taxonomy places the organism in Eukaryota, Fungi, Ascomycota, Eurotiomycetes, Eurotiales, Aspergillaceae. Gene Ontology annotation, cellular component: cytoplasm.